This is a messenger RNA of Ogataea angusta, 741 nucleotides long. RefSeq lists its product as uncharacterized. The record is from RefSeq and is a predicted model, not a curated record. NCBI's taxonomy places the organism in Eukaryota, Fungi, Ascomycota, Pichiomycetes, Pichiales, Pichiaceae. Gene Ontology annotation, molecular function: DNA binding; RNA polymerase II general transcription initiation factor activity. The transcript has a single exon. Gene Ontology annotation, biological process: DNA-templated transcription initiation. The coding region runs from base 1 to 741 and encodes 246 amino acids.
AUGGAUUCACUGAAACUCCCAACGACAGCAGCUAGGGCGAAAGCAUUCACUGCCCAAGGCUCCCUAGCCUUCCCUAUGAUGACAACAGACAUGGUCAAAGAUGAAUCACAGGAUACAGACAAAUACGAUAUUCUGAAGAAGGAGCCAGAAGAGAAGAUGCUCGAUAUGAACGAUCAAGUGGCGGACGAUGCAGCAGCGUCAGGAAUAGUGCCAACUUUACAGAAUAUCGUCGCUACCGUCAACUUGGACUGUCGUCUGGAGCUGAAGACUAUUGCUCUUCACGCUCGUAACGCAGAAUACAACCCAAAGCGUUUCGCUGCAGUUAUCAUGCGUAUAAGAGAGCCAAAAACUACAGCCCUUAUAUUUGCUUCGGGUAAGAUGGUUGUGACGGGUGCCAAGUCGGAAGACGAUUCGAAAUUGGCUGCCAGAAAGUACGCUCGUAUCAUCCAAAAGCUUGGUUUCAACGCUAAAUUCACAGACUUCAAAAUUCAGAAUAUUGUUGGUUCGUGUGAUGUCAAGUUCCCUAUCAGACUAGAAGGUCUAGCGUACGCUCACGGAACUUUCAGCUCGUAUGAGCCGGAACUAUUCCCGGGUCUCAUUUAUAGAAUGGUGAAGCCCAAGAUAGUGCUACUUAUUUUCGUUUCGGGGAAGAUUGUCCUGACGGGUGCAAAACAAAGAGAGGAGAUCUAUAAGGCGUUUGAAGCUAUCUAUCCCGUUCUUAGCGAAUUCCGCAAGAGCUAG